Molecule: messenger RNA, 1521 nt
Organism: Laccaria bicolor S238N-H82
Lineage: Eukaryota; Fungi; Basidiomycota; Agaricomycetes; Agaricales; Hydnangiaceae
Exons: 6
Coding region: 45-1226 (393 amino acids)
Biological process (GO): S-adenosylmethionine biosynthetic process
Cellular component (GO): cytosol
Molecular function (GO): ATP binding; methionine adenosyltransferase activity
Source: RefSeq, a predicted model, not a curated record
CUUCCCCAUCCCCCCCCAACUAUUUCAUCUCUCCACUGAUCAUUAUGGCCCCCUCUGGUACUCCAGUUCGCGCUGCUCUCGAGCCUGGUCACUUCCUGUUCACCUCGGAGUCGGUUGGUGAAGGUCAUCCUGAUAAAAUCUGUGACCAGGUUUCCGAUGCUAUCCUCGAUGCCUGCCUUGCGGAAGACCCCUCUUCCAAGGUCGCUUGCGAAACGGCGUCUAAAACUGGCAUGAUCAUGGUCUUUGGCGAGAUCACGACCAAAGCCAGACUCGAUUACCAGAAGGUCAUUCGUGACACCAUCAAACAGAUCGGUUACGACGAUUCCUCAAAGGGCUUCGACUACAAGACUUGCAACAUCCUCGUCGCCAUUGAACAACAGUCCCCUGAUAUUGCUCAGGGCCUGGACCAUGGAAACCUCGAGGAUCACGGUGCCGGUGAUCAGGGUAUCAUGUUCGGCUAUGCUACGGACGAGACCCCAGAGCUCAUGCCUCUCACCAUCGUGCUUGCACACAAGCUCAACGCGGCAAUGGCCGCUGCCCGUCGCAGCGGUGCUCUGUCAUGGCUCCGUCCCGACUCGAAGACCCAGGUCACUAUUGAGUACAAGAAGGAUGGCGGAGCCACCAUCCCCCUGCGCGUCGAUACUGUUGUCAUUUCCACCCAGCACGCUGAGGAGAUCUCCACCGAGGACCUCCGCAAGGAGAUACUUGAGAAGAUCAUCAAGCAAGUCAUUCCUGCCAACCUCUUGGACGACCGAACCAUCUACCAUAUUCAACCCUCUGGCCGAUUCGUCAUUGGUGGUCCUCAGGGUGACGCUGGAUUGACUGGUCGCAAGAUCAUCGUCGAUACCUACGGUGGAUGGGGUGCUCACGGAGGAGGAGCCUUCUCUGGCAAGGACUUCUCCAAGGUCGAUCGCUCGGCCGCCUACACUGCCCGUUGGAUUGCGAAAUCGUUGGUCUCUGCCGGCCUUGCGCGCCGUAUCCUUGUCCAACUUUCAUAUGCCAUUGGUGUUGCUGAGCCAUUGUCGAUCUACGUCGACACCUACGGCACGGGCAAGAGGUCUGAUGAGGAGCUAGUGAAAGUCAUUCGCAACAACUGGGAUCUUCGACCAGGUGUCAUUGUCCGUGAACUUGACCUCCAGAAGCCUCAAUACCUUAAGACGGCGUCGUACGGCCACUUCGGUAACCCCGACUACACCUGGGAGAAGCCCAAGCAGCUCAAGCUCUAAGCUGUUGCUGCUCUCUCUUUUCUUGGUCUUGGUCUAUCUGAUAUCCCAUCAUCAUGUUUCGGCUAGUAUCGGAAGUUCAUCCUUCUACCCAUUCAUUUCACGCACUGCAUCUCUUGAUACCAUUAUCGUCUCUCGCUCACCACCCUCAUCAUCACGCACCACAUUCCCCACGCUAUUACAUCGCUCUCUUGGAUUGUAGAAUCGGUGUCAAGACCGUUAUGACCCCAGUACUAAAACAAACAUAAUCUGUAGUUUUGAAGAAUAGACCGCGUUCAACCGCGUACUUACUUGUUUC